AACCCCUCUGCAGCUGCUCCAGGCGUUUCAGUGGCAUUUGGAAAUUCCCGGGGAGGUGAAGGCAGGGGUUGGACAGUUAACCUUCUGCGGCUCCGGAGAGAGAGAGAGAUGUCCUUCAGGUCAGCGAUGGUCUACGGGUGGAAUUUCUGGGCAGCUCUGUCCGCUGUCUUCCUUGCAGCCCAUACCUUCCCGCACACCAAUAUUAAAAUAAGACAAGCGUUGCCAGAGUCCAUCCUGUCUUAUUCUUGCCCUCUCUUCUGGACUGAAUAUGAAGGCUACUGUUACCGAUAUUUUCCCAUUAAUAAAACCUGGGCGGAGGCUGACUUGUACUGCGCAGAGUUUUCUAUCGGAUUAAAAUCGGCCAAAUUAGCAUCUAUUCACAGCUGGGAAGAGAAUGUGUUUGUCUACGACCUUGUAAACAGCAGGGUGCCCGGCAUACCCACAGAUGUCUGGAUGGGAUUGAAUGAUCUUAGGCAGGAGAGCAAUUUUGAAUGGACAGAUGGCUCUCCCUAUGACUACAACUACUGGGAUGGGAAUCAACCAGAUGAUGGGAUCCACAGUAUACCGGAGGAGGAAGAUUGUAUCCAGAUCUGGUACAGAUACAGCAGUGCUUUACGAUCUUGGAACGACAAUAGCUGCAAUCGAGAAUUUCCAUUUGUGUGUAAGAUCCCAUCUCUGGCAGCUGACUAACCAGCUUCCCUGCCCUGGAGAAAUGAAACAUCUGACUUCAAAACAAUCAGCUGGAGCGAAAUGAGAGUUGUUUUUUUUUUGGUGUUGUGUUGUGGUGUUUGGUCCUUCUCUUAGGCAUCCUUUAGCCAAAUGCUGCACUGACUCAUCUCUUCCCUCCGAGAAAUCUUUCUUGGAUCGGUGCUAAAAAUAUAUCAGAGCAGAGAAGACUGACGUGGGUUCGUCUACGGUAGCCCCGAAUCAGGAAGAAUCCAAUAGCACCUUUUCUGACUUUAACCCAAGUUUAUUAAAAUGCACCAGCUUUUGUGAGUUUUUGUCUUUGGGUGAGCUUAGGGCCUUAUUAAAAAGCUGGGGUGAGCUUAUGCCUUUUAAUAAAGGGGGUUAGGAGGCAGAGAUGCGUGACUAGAUUACUGGUGAAAGAGAGCAGGAGCCAAAAUGUGGUUAUUAUUAUUAUUUUUGUCUUCUGGGUCAAAAUGGGAGUGGGUGGGAGGAAAAUGUAACUCCUCUGAUUGGAAAAAAUAAUGUGUUUUUCCUUUUUUUUAAAAUGUUCACAAGCUCAGCUUUAGACUGAUGCAGAAAUAGCAUUAAAAGUUUUGCCUUUCAAAUAUAUCCUUUCAAAGUUGGUAUGGGUCAAUUUAGACUAGACUGGAUUGGACUGGACUGGACUGGACUGGACUGGACUAGACUAGACUAAAAUAGAAUAGAAUAGAAUAGAAUAACAGAAUUGGAAGGAACCUUGGAGGUCUUCUAGUCCAACCCCCUGCUUAGGCAGGAAAUCCUACACCACUUCAGACAAAUGGUUAUCCAACAUCUUCUUAAAAAAUUCCAGUGUUGGAGAAUUCACAGCUUCUGGAGGCAAGUUGUUCCACUGAUGAAUUGUUCUCACUGUCAGGAAAUUUCUCCUCAGUUCUAGGUUGCUUCUCUCCUUGAUCAGUUCCCACCCAUUGCUUCUUGUUCUGCCCUCAGGUGCUUUGGAGAAUAGCUUGACUCCCUCUUCUUCGGGGCAGCCCCUGAGAUAUUGGAAGAUUGCUAUCAUGUCUCCCCUAGUCCUUCUUUUCAUUAAACUAGACAUACCCAAUUCCAGCAACUGUUCUUUUAUAUGUUUUAGCCUCCAAUCCCCUAAACAUGAAGGGUGUUAACUGAUAUUCUUAUUUCCACAAGGAGAGAAGUACUUCAGAAAUUGUUGAAAGUAUUUGUAGCUCUGGUUGUAGGCUUUGGCAGUAGCCUUUUCUCGAGCUUGCUGGUUAGCUGCUGGACGUUUCGUUAGCCUAGCACUCUACCAAUGGACCCAUCAACAAAGAAACUGACUUUGAACCAGCAUACGAACCAGUGGUGGGUUUCAAUUUUUUUUACUACCGGUUCUAUGGGUGUGGCUUGGUGGAUGUGGAAUGGCUUGGUGGGCGUGGCUUGGUGGGCAUGGCAGGGGAAGGAUACUGUAAAAUCUCCAUUCCCACCCCACUCCAGGGGAAGGAUGCUGCAAAAUCCCCAUUUCCUCCUGAUCAGCUGGGACUUUGGAGGCAGAGAAUAGAUGGGGGCGGGACCAGUCGGCAUUUUUACUACCGGUUUUCCAAAUUACUCAAAAUUUCCACUACCGGUUCGCCAGAACUGGUCAGAACCUGCUGAAACCCACCUCUGAUAUGAACCAAUAAGGAAAAGGACCAUUUGAACUACCAAUCGGCAACAGAACCAACCACCUCCUCACCACAACCAAACCAGUUUCGCAACCAACCGACCACAAGACCCCACAGGAACUAUAUAAACAGACAAGAAACUGUACUUCAUCCAAACCCGCACUGAAGAUGUUACCUAGCCUGGUAAUGAAACGUCUGGGAACUUAAACAGCAAGUUCGGAGAACGGAAGGCUGCCAAAACAGAAGAUGUAACUGCGAUGAAACCAAAUCAGUAGUGAAGUUGAACCCAAUACAGGUGGUUCUUGACUUAUGACCACAGUUGAGUCCUAAACGUAUGUUGCUAAACAAGAUUUGCAGAUUAACAGAAUUGGAAGGAGGGACCUUGUAGGUCAUCUAGUCCAACCGCGCCCCCACAGCCCAAGCAGGAGACCCUAGACCA
Molecule: messenger RNA, 2757 nt
Organism: Ahaetulla prasina
Lineage: Eukaryota; Metazoa; Chordata; Lepidosauria; Squamata; Colubridae
Gene: CLEC19A
Product: C-type lectin domain containing 19A
Exons: 5
Coding region: 109-690 (193 amino acids)
Molecular function (GO): signaling receptor activity
Source: RefSeq, a predicted model, not a curated record